This is a messenger RNA of Salpingoeca rosetta, 2340 nucleotides long. RefSeq lists its product as uncharacterized. Bases 334 to 2340 code for a protein of 668 amino acids. The record is from RefSeq and is a predicted model, not a curated record. Lineage: Eukaryota; Choanoflagellata; Craspedida; Salpingoecidae. The transcript is spliced from 6 exons.
CUCCUCCUCUCACUGAAAGUGAGACACCAGUGCUCUCCUACUUGCUAGCUCUCUUCUUCUUUUCCUUUCCUCACACACGCACACACACACACACACACACACAGACACGGCCCACAUAACUUUCUCCUUCUCCCUCUCCCCCUCCCCAUCGUUUCUCUCGCCCUCGUCACGUGCCGGCUCCUUCUCUCGAGCUCUCGGUCUUCCUCCUUCCUCCCAACCUGCAUACUCGACACAUAGCCCUGCUCCUCGAUCUAGACGGGCGUGGCAGAGUCGACUGCUCAAGCUUUGUUCACCAUUGAGCGACGCCACGCAGUUUUCCAUCGAUCGGCCACCAUGCUCAAGUCCACCUCCAGCAACAGGAGGCGAUUGCCCGUGGCCGCGACGGCAUUCUGUCUACUAAUGUUAUGCGCAGCAUCCCUAUCCACGCAAUACGGUGCAACAGGCGCUGUCACGUCGGAUUACACGCCCUUUACAAAUGUCAAGGCGAUCGCUCCACUCACAGAUGACUUUGAUUACGACCUGCGAUGCAAGUCAACGGUUCGUCCACGGCGCCAGCGGCUGUCUGGCUUUCUCCGCAACAUCAACCCGGAGCUGAGGGUUGAACAAUGCACGUUCAAGAAGCAGUACGAAGGCUUUGAGUGGCGCCGCGGGUUCAAGUACGUGCAGCUGGACGCAUGUGAGCUCAGGUGCUCUGAUCCCAACGCCCGGCCGCAGGACGACAACCGCCGACACACCGCCGUCGCCCUGGCCUUCUGCACCAACACAGGAUGGGCGGUGCGCGUGGAACGGCUGUCGCCACGGCGCAAGCCCGUACAGGGCCACCUCUCGUGCGUUUGCAAGGACGACUACACGCUCAACGAAGACACGGGCUUGUGCGAGCUUCGGUUCGCCAGGAUCACCGUUACCGCCACCGUCACAUUUGUGCGCCUGACGACUGGGCGAGGCAGCACAGUUGCGGCUUUGGAAGACGAAAUUAACGCCAUCUUGAGCGUGCCCGAUCAUCGCACGCAGAUUGACAGCGUGCAAACGUACACCGACGAGCGGGUGGUGUAUCCAGGAGUGGGCGCGCGUCAGUGCGACACACAGGAGCGUGGUGUUGUUGACAUUGAUGUUUUCGUCGCACACGAUGACGUUGAGGUUGCGCUUGCACGCUUGGACGAUGCAAUUGCGCAGAGGUUUCGAGCUGCGCUGUUGCCGUUUGCAGCUAAUCGCGAGGUGCGCCAGUGUCUGCGGGUGGAGACGCGUGUGCGUGCGCGCACCAACUUCCAGGACCUUCCAACGGCCCCGUCUUCCUCCACAUCGACAUCCACAUCGACGUCAACAUCGACAUUGACAACGACGACGACAACGACGACGACGACUACAAGUACUACCACUACCACCAACACCACCACCACGACGAGCACAACCACGAUCACAACAACAACCACGAUCACAACAACAACCACAAGCACCACGACCACAACCACGACCACAACCACCACCACCACCACCACCACCACCACCACCACCACCACCACGGCCACGACCAUGACCACAACAACAACAACAACAACAACAACAACAACAACAACAACAACAACAACUACCACAACAACAACAACAACAACAACAACAACAACAACAACAACAACAACAACUGAGACAACAACAACAACAACAAAGGCACCGCCUCCAUCUCGCUUGCCGACGCUGCCACCAUCAACAUCGACGUACAUGUCCACGACAGAGUGGGCCACCACUUCCUCAACCUCGACAACAUUCACCUCCAGUUCAAGCACCGUCCCUUUGACGUCGACCACCACCACGACCACAACCACCCUUCCCUACGACUUGCUGGAUGAAGUCAGCGACUACGCGACAUUCGUCUCCAACCAGACGCGCGCUGGCUGCACACGUUCCGUGUUGUCGACCAACGGCUACUACCUCCUCUCUGGCGCAGCUUCUGGCGUGCAGCAAGCCGGGUGUGAACGCGGUGGUGGCUGCAGCUGCUUCCACUUUGAGGAAUGCAACGACCCCGAGGGCAUGACAUGCAUGGAGGUGUACGAGUGCGAGACCAAGAGCGGCAGCGCCGACAGCUGCUACACCUUUGACGAGUGCGUGGAGGAUGACUUCCACAUUGAGGCCAUCAUGGCAGUGUCGUGCAACGACAACCAGCUGCUGGAGACCUUCAACAACACCAUGCUGGACGACUUUGCUGUCGACCUCAAGGCAUCGCUCAUCGAGGACUGCAGCGACCUUCCUCUGCAAUGCCAUGUCAAGUCUGAUGACUACACGGACAUUGAGGUUCUGGACAACAGCACCUUUGUCAUCGGCGUCUACAAGCCAAACGUGAGUUGA